AUGUUGGUGAAGAUUCCCAACGAACUCGUUUUGUAUAAUUGCAAACAUGCAGAGGGAAAUGUGUCGCAUAUAAUGCAAUGUGGACUAUGUAUUAGCAAAGCUAGACGGCAGAAAGUUGGAGAGAAGCCGCUUCUCUCAAUUUCCACGUUUGUGCAGGCUGCUCGCAGCAAUGUGCUUCUUGCAGUUCCAGCGUUUCUGUAUGCUAUCAAUAAUUAUCUGAAGUUUACAAUGCAGCUGUACUUUGAUCCUGCCACCGUUAAGAUGCUGAGCAAUCUGAAGGUUUUGGUAAUUGCUGUUCUGUUAAAAGUAAUAAUGAGGCGUAGGUUUUCCAUCAUUCAGUGGGAAGCUCUUGCUCUGUUGCUUAUUGGAAUUAGCAUAAAUCAGAUGCGUUCCCUACCUGAGGGUACUACCGCUUUGGGUGUUCCUGUUGCAACGGCUGCAUACAUGUCCACAUUGAUUUUUGUGACUGUUCCAUCUUUGGCCUCAGUCUUCAACGAAUAUGCUCUGAAAAGCCAAUAUGACACAAGCAUUUACCUUCAGAACUUAUUUUUAUAUGGAUAUGGUGCUAUAUUCAACUUUCUGGGGAUUCUUGGAAUUGCCAUUUUCAAAGGUCCCAGUAGCCUUGAUAUUUUGCAAGGACAUUCGAAAGCUACCAUGCUUUUAAUAUGUAACAAUGCAGCGCAAGGAAUUUUAUCCUCCUUUUUCUUCAAAUAUGCUGAUACGAUUUUGAAGAAAUAUUCGUCAACUGUUGCCACAAUCUUUACCGGCAUUGCCUCCGCUGCAUUAUUUGGUCAUACUUUGACCAUCAACUUUAUUUUGGGAAUUACUGUUGUUUUCAUUUCAAUGCACCAGUUCUUCUCAUCUCUUUCAAAAGUCAAGGAUGAACAACAAAAUGGAGUGCUGGAGCGAUUGGACAUUCAGAAUAACAGCUCAAGGGAUUCAUCCUUCAUAAAUAUGGCAGCUGGAGCAAAUGAAGAGGCUUCUCAUCGUGUAGGACAUGAUGAAAGACAACCACUUCUUCCCACCUGA
Molecule: messenger RNA, 1029 nt
Organism: Ilex paraguariensis (yerba mate)
Lineage: Eukaryota; Viridiplantae; Streptophyta; Magnoliopsida; Aquifoliales; Aquifoliaceae
Source: the annotation of a GenBank genome assembly